AAAUAUAAAGGGCGCGAUUGCUGUCCUUUGUGUCACGUGAUGAAACGGUGUGUAUUUGUGUUUCUCUCCCUACAUGCUUGUGUUCCAUUGGCUUUCAACGUCAUCAAAAUCUGCGUUUUGAUGGAAGCGGCUGUUGUUUCCAUAAACACGCACAUGACCGAAAAAAAAUGAGUAAAAGAAGCAACAUCUCGUACGUGAAGCCGGCCGAACCCGCCUUCCUCAGGAAAUUUAAGGAAGAUGUGGGUUACAAGUCUGGGCCGACCGUGGAAACCAAGAGGCAGCAGCUUACACCUGUUGAUAGUGACAGUGGACCGAGUGAUCUGGAAGACGAGCAGCCACAGGUUGUGGUUCUUCGCAAGGGGGACUUGACAGCUGAAGAAGCAGCAAAAGUCAAACAGAAUGCAGAAAAUUCAAAGAAAUCUGAAGAGCCAGAGCCAGAGGAUGGGAAGCAUGUAUUCAGGAAACCAGCAAAGCGUUCUUCAGGCGACACCUUUGCAGGCCUGACUGCCACUUCUAGCAAGAAGAAAAAGGAGGAGCGAAAAGAGCAAACCGAAUACUCCAAUUCAGAGAACAAACCAAAACAAGUGAAAAACACCAGCUUGCUGUCUUUUGAGGAUGAUGGAGAUGAUGAUUAAGGAAGUACUCUACCUCUAUUAGGUUCUUAUUAAUAAGAAGCUAAUAAUAUUGCUAUCCUGCCUUUGGAUGAACCCAAUUUAUCAGCUCUGUACAGUUCCAAAUUAGUUUAGUUACAUUGAAGUGCAGCUAGGGCUCAUAUUUAAUGUUGUAUGACUAUAGCAGGUAACCCAGUCUACUGUUGUUGUUGUGUUGUUUCCUCCUUCGCCACGACCAAGAGCUCAGUUGUUAUUAUUAUAAGUUUGUUAAAAAGAAUAUGAGGAGGCUCAGGGGCAAAAAAAAUGGAUACCACUCAUCGUCAAGCCAACUUAAAUGCACGUUGAGAUAACACUGGAUAGAGCUGGAUGAACACAGCAGGCGAGGCAGCAUCAGAGGAGUAGGAAAGCUGACGUUUUGUCGAGACCCUUCUUCAGGAAAAAAGCAGAUUGCACGUUGUCUUUGCAGCUGAAAUCUGCAGCAGGUUGAGUGCUUUAUUUAAUCUUCCUCUCGUUGAAAUCAAAGGGUGAGGCCCUAGUGAUUGGAGUUUAUAAAAGCAUGUGAUGUAUGACAUCAAGGUGGUGAGGAAUUAAAGUAAAAUGUAUGAGGAAUUUUUUUUAAAGAGGACAAGAAUAUAAAUUGUGAGUGUUUUUAUUUUGUUACUGCGUUCAGCAGGUGAUAUUCAGCCCUAUAUCUUCCCCUCAAUUCUAGCAAACAAUUGUGUUAUGGGGGGUGGUGGGGUGGUGUGGAAAAGAAAAUUCUGCAUCUGAUGAAAGGUGAUUGACUUGAAACUUCAACUUUGAUUUUCUUUCCAUAGUUGCUGCCUGACUUGUUUAUUGUUUCCAGUAUUUUCUGUUUCAGAUUUUCAGCAGCGUCAGAACUUUGCUGUUGUACACUUACUGUGUUGUUUUUGGUGCUGUAUAUAGGCUGUUAUGCCUUGCUAGCAAUUCCUGAGUGUGAGCUGAUGAAUGCAUAUGCAAGAGUGGCAGCUUUCACGAUAUCACUGAAGUAGUUUUACGUGACCCGCCUAACGGGAAAACUGUUGGAAUCAGAUUGGCUACCUGUUUUAUAUCCUGACAGAUUCCAUUUUCAAUUCACUUCAAUACAAAAUAAAAUUGGGUGGGAUGUUAGGAUGGACAGUUGACCAGAUCGUGCCAGUUUCCUGUUUGCCAGGUGAGAUUAGACUAACUCAUUUUCUGGGUUUCAGUGAUGGCAAAUGGCUCACUGGUUAGAGUGUGCUCACUUCACCUUUCCCUUUAUGGAAGCUCACCCAUCCCACUGGCCCCAAUUUCUAAUGCACUACCAAAAAAAAUCCACAAAUCCCUCAAAUCCAUGCCUAUCUUUCCCAGAGAUUCAUGUUUGAAUCUCUCCAAUUGGGUUUCUGCCCAUGCUGCAAGAUAGAAAUUACUUAACUGAAAUUGCAAAUAGCUUAUUACUCUGUCAAACUAUCCCUCCUUGCCUUUCUCAGUCUGCAGCCUGUGAUGCGGUUGAGCACAUGUCCUUCUUCAAAUGGCUAUCCUCCAUUGUAUUCCUGGACUGAACUAGUUCCAUAUUACAUUGUAGCCAGAGAAUCACUUGCAGCAGCUUGCUUUCCUGCUUCCAUAACUUUGACUCUAGCGCACAUUGACGCCUCCUGGUUCUCAUCUACAUGCUGGCCCUUGGCAACUCAUGCAGAAACACAGUUUUCAAACAUGUUGACAACACUCAGCUUGCCUCACUGCCACCUCUCAACUUGUUAAAUUAUCCAAUCAUCUGUUACUGGAUGUGCAGAAAUUUCUUAGUUAAAUAUUGGUAAGAUUGAGGCCAAUGCCUUUUGAUCCAUGCCACAAACUCAGCUCCCUCGCCACUGAAAGUUGAACCAGACGGUUCACGACCUCACCAUUAUCUUAGACCUCAAGAUGAGUUUUCCACCAUGUAUCCAUGCCAUCACUAUGACUGACUAUUUCCACCUCCAAGACAUCAUCAUAUCCCACCCCUUCCUCAGUUGACUUGAUGCUCUAAUCCUUAUCCAUGAUUCAUUAGCUCCAAACCUGACUCAUCUGUCACAGGUCAGUCUCCCAAAUUCCACCCUCUAUAAACUCACUAAAAAUUCUCCUGCUCAUGUGUCGCAUCAAACCCAUUCACUCUUCAUUCCCAAUGCUUGCUUGUCUGGUUUAUUUUCGGUCAUGUUCAAGCAGUGUUUCAAUUUUAAAAUUCUCAUCCUCAUUUUUAAAUCUCUCCAAGGCCUGGUUCAACUUCGAUGUUGUAAUUUCCUUAGUAAUUACCACUACAGUUUCUGAGUGAAAAGAUACUUCUAUGCUCUCCUCUUAAGCAGCAACUUCUGUACCUUUUUUUAUCCCGUCAGGGGAGAACUUGAAAAGCAAUGUUAUGCCUUCUUUUUCACAGCACAGUUGGUAAACUACAGGUGAGUUGCCUGCCCAGCAUAUCUGUGUUUUACAGCUCCAUUCAUAAAUAGAACGAUUCAGUAUGAGUUCUGCAGUGCUGUCUUUUUCCUUCAGUACUUACAGAAAUCCUGCAUGAACUCCAAUAGGCUAAAUGGGUGCCUGGGUUCGUAAUGACUCUACAAAUAUGAAAUGCUGAAAAUGCUCAGCAGGUCAGGUGACAUCGGUUAUGAGAAAAAUAGAACAUUUCAGGUUGAUGACCUCAUGUCAUAACCAGAGAAAGUAAGGAUAGUAAGAUUUCUGCUGUAUUUAGUUGAAACUGGACUGGUUCUACUGUGUAUUGUGGCCACUCAGACUAAUCAACAUCUUUGGUAGGGUGUUCAGCUGAAUUCCAACUGGUUUCUCUCAAAAGAUGUGAAAUAAUUUGUGUGUGACAAUGGAUUUAUUGUUUAAAAAAUGGAGAGAAUCUGUGCAUGGAGGUGAUUUAGUUCACCAUAUAAAAUUUUGAAUCAAUGCAGUUUCAAUCUGUAUGUAUUAAGCAUUGAGUUAUCCACAGAAAUAUUAGGUUUCUGAAAAAAGUGUGCAUUUCAUUGGUACUUGGCAAUCACUUCACCCGUUUUCUCCACUUCAUUACUGGUGUCUCUUGCCCUCCAGCACUCUGCCUACGUGCUGAAUAUUUUGAGUGUCUUUCCCAAAAGUGGUAGAAGGAUAAUAGGAGUGUAGAACCUAGCUUCAUCCAUGCAUUCCCACUUCCUUAUGGACACCUUCAAAGAGUGAUUUCCAUUUGGGAUUCCCAGCUGAUUAUCCACUUCUCCAACAGAAAGGUCCACAUAGCAAGGAAAUAGGGAGUGCACUGACAUUAAACCUCCUUCAAUGCACACUAGUUUGAGUCCAAGAAUUUUGAGAAUGCUAAGACAUUGAUUAUUCAAAUAAUCACCAUAAAAGUGUCUGUCUCAUGAUAAGAAAUGAACAGAAUGCCAUUGGCUUGCCUAAUUAAUAAGCGCUUUUAGUAGCAUCAUCUUUGAGGAGGUAGAGCAAUCAUUCUCAUUCCACGUGGGAAUGUGGGUAAUAAGCUUCUUUUUGGGAGCUAAGCAAUGUGUUUUUAUAGUGAUGUAGCUACGCCCGUGGUUUUAUCCUUUGUGAGAUUUGUAUUGGAAUGUUGAUCUUUGUGCUUUUUUUAAACUGUAGUAGUAUAUAGAUUGAUAACAUGUUAUCAAUGAUUUUCAAUUUCAAAUAUAGUUGGAAAGACAACUUGUAUGAACUAUACUGUUUUCCAUUAAUAAAGCACACCAUCAAUCAUUUCAAUUGUGUGCACUUUAAUUAAAGGGCUCAUCAUUUUGUUGGGAUGAACUCUAUUAUUCCUAAUGUUAUGCAAUAAUUUCCCAAUUUGUGGUGUGGUUGAGGUGGAAGGAUCAAGAAGAGAUUAGUUAAUCUCCCUCGGGAAGAAGGGAAAUUUAUAGAACACCUUUUUAAUAUAAUUAAACAUCCAAAGACACUCCACAGGAGUGUUUUAAAACAAAAUUUGACACUGAAAUACAUAAGCAGAUCUUGUGGCAGAAAGCCAAAAGCUUGAUCAAAGUGUUUGGGUUUGAGGAGUUCUUAAAGGAUGAAGUGGUUUAAAGUGGUUGAGGGGAAUUCCAGAGCUUGGGGCCUUGGCAGUCAGGAGUAGAGUAGUUAAUUCAGGCAAGCUCAAGAGUCCGGAAUUAGAGGAGCAUGGAUAUCUUGAAGUGUUACAAGUCUGGAGGAGGUUACAGAGCUGGAGGCAGAGUCCAUGCAGUAAUUAAAAACAAGGGUGACUUCUAACACAGAGCCAUUACUUACUGGGGACCAGUGCAGGUCAGUGAGCACAUGGGUGAUUGAGAAUGAC
Messenger RNA from Stegostoma tigrinum, 4857 nucleotides. Its product is annotated as KIAA1143 ortholog. Bases 168 to 635 code for a protein of 155 amino acids. The transcript is spliced from 3 exons. The record is from RefSeq and is a predicted model, not a curated record. Lineage: Eukaryota; Metazoa; Chordata; Chondrichthyes; Orectolobiformes; Stegostomatidae.